This is a messenger RNA of Labrus bergylta (ballan wrasse), 2710 nucleotides long. Lineage: Eukaryota; Metazoa; Chordata; Actinopteri; Labriformes; Labridae. The record is from RefSeq and is a predicted model, not a curated record.
GAGUCAAAUGCUCAGCGACAGACUGAUCUGUGUGAACGUGUUUCUGUGGUCUGUGAUGUGGAAACAAAGACACACAGAACUGUAGUUUCAGCCACACACACUGUCGCUUUAAGACCUGCUGACAAACACGGAUAUAUCUUUGUUCCCCUUCCUCCACAGACCUGACGGUGUGCAGAGAGGUUUAACCAGUUUGACGAGCGUUUGAGUCGGAGCACAGGCUUGUUUCUGUUUUGAGGAAGUGGAACUUUUAAGCAUUUUCUGUCGGUGAAAUGGCUCAGAAAGGAGGUCAGCUGCACCAGGAACUCAGCUCUUGUUCGAUCUGUCUGGAUCUCCUGAAGGAUCCGGUGACUGUUCCCUGUGGACAUAGUUACUGCAUGAACUGUAUUAAAAGCCACUGGGAUAAAGAGGAUGAGAAGACUAUUUACAGCUGCCCUCAAUGUAGGCAGGACUUCACACCGAGGCCUGUCCUGAGGAAAAACACCAUGUUAGCAGUUUUAGUGGAGGAGCUGAAGAAGACUGGACUCCAAGCUGCUCCUGCUGAUCACUGCUAUGCUGGACCUGAAGAUGUGGCCUGUGAUGUCUGCACCGGGAGGAAACUGAAAGCCUGUAAGUCCUGUCUGCAGUGUCUGGCCUCUUACUGUGAGAAACACCUCCAGCCUCAUUAUGAACUACCUGUCUUUAAGAAACACAAGCUAGUGGAGCCCUCCAAGAAUGUCCAGGAGAACGUCUGCUCUCGUCAUGAUGAGGAGAUGAAGAUGUUCUGUCGUACUGAUCAGCAGUCUAUCUGCUAUCUCUGCUCUGUGGAUGAACACAAAGGUCAUGACACAGUCUCAGCUGCAGCAGAAAGGACCGAGAGGCAGAGAGGGAUCAAGGGGAGUCGACAAAACAUCCAGCAGAGAAUCCAGGAGAGUAAGAAAGUCAAGAAGCUGCUCCAACAGGAGGUGGAGGCUAUAAACCGGUCUGCUAAAAAAACAGUGGGGAACAGUGAGAAGAUCUUCACUGAACUGAUCCGUCUCAUGGAGAAAAGACGCUCUGAUGUGAAGCAGCAGGUCAGAUCCCAGCAGCAAACUGAAGUGAGUCGAGUCAGAGAGCUUCAGGAGAAGCUGGAGCAGGAGAUCACUGAGCUGAAGAAGAAAGACACUGAAUUGGAGAAGCUCUCAAGUAUAAAAGAAGACACCCAGUUUCUAGACAAGUAUUCCUCACUGUCCCGACUCACUGCGUCCACAGAGUUUCCCGACGCCAAGAUCCGUCCUCUGACGUACUUUGAGGAUGUGACAGCGGCUGUAUCAGAGGUCAGAGAUAAACUACAGGACGUCCUGACUGAGAAGUGGCCUAAGAUUGUACGGACAGUGACCGAAGUGGACGCUUUUCUGUCACAACAACUGAGGACCAGAGAGGAAUUCUUAAAGUAUGCAUCUCCACUCACACUGGAUCCAUGUACGGCACACCCCUGGAUCAUUUUGUCUAAUGGGAACCGUAAAAUAACAACAGAGGAAUUCCGCAAACCUUUAUUUUGUCAGCCCUUAACAAGAUUUAUUCCCACUUUUCAGAUCCUGAGUAGAGAGAGUCUGACUGGACGUUCUUACUGGGAGGUGGAGUGGGAUGCACUGGUCUCGAUAGCUGUUGCAUACAAAAAUAUAAGCAGAUCUGGGAGCUACGAUGACUGUGCAUUUGGGCGCAAUGAAAAGUCUUGGUCACUAGAUUGCGUUCUAAGUUCUCAAUGUGAUUUCAGGCAUAACAAUGUCACUACUCCAAUCCCUGGUAAGACCUCCUACAAAGUGGGAGUGUUCCUGGACCAUAAGGCAGGUAUUCUGUCCUUCUACAAUGUGAACGAGAACAUGACCCUCCUCCACAGAGUUGAGACCACGUUCACUCAGCCGCUCUAUGCCGGGCUUGGACUUCACUUUUCAGGAGGAGACAAUGCUGAGUUGUGUGAGCUGAAGUAGUGGGAUUAGGAUUCAGAAUCAGGGCUGGAGCAUUUCCUUUAAAACAUGUAUAUUCUGAAAUCACAAAAGAGCCAAAUGCAUGAAUAUAUCCAGAUGGCAGAUUUGCAAUUUGAAAAAGAAAAAAAUUCAGUUCAGAAUUUUCCACAUUUUCAGCGUUUUGACACGCUUGAAGCACUUUCAGUUUGUAAUAGUUCUAGUGGGAUUAGGAUUCACGUUCAGGGCCGGACAAUUCCUCAAUAAUUCUGAAAUCACAAAUAAGUUGAACAGUUUCUUUAAGGGUCUGUGUCCACUGACUGUAUGUAUUUCGCUUGCAGAAAACAUUAUCUAAACAAAACCAAUACAGUUUAAUAUUUUUAGUGUUUGCUGGGGGUGUCGUGGCAUUUUCUGCAUAUUCAGUGUUUACACAAUUUUCAGCAUUUCUUUAAAUUUUUCAUAGUUUUCCUCGUGUGCAAAAAAAGCUUUAGUUGCUGCACACAUCUUGCUUUCAGUUUGAAAUAGUUGUAGUAGGAUUCAGAUUCAGGGCCGGAUAAUUCCUCAAAAUAAUUCUGAAAAAUCACAAAUCAGCCAAGUGCAAUGUCCAGGUAUCAGGUUUGCAACUUCUUAAUAAAAGUAAAGUGUGUUGAACAGUCUUUAUUGUAAGGGCCUGUGUCCACUGACUAAGUAUUCUGCUGGCAGCACUUGUACAUGUCACAUCAUAUGCUUUUUCCUGCAUUGUGCAGUUUUAUUCUGUGUUCAUACUUCCAUUAAAGUGCUUGUUAAUUGGU